AAGCCAUAGAAGUCCCAAAAUUUGGGGCGGUCUCAACAGUUAUCCUCUUUCAAAAUGGCCAAUCUUUGGCCUAGCCUGCUUUAUGCCUUGGCAAUAGCCUUGAUAGCCAGCAAUGUAGCAGCUAGUUAUGAGAAAACAUAUAUAUUUGCAUCCCCACCACCACCAUCAUAUAAACACAAGUCCCCGCCAUCGUAUUACUAUAAGUCACCACCGCCACCAUCUUAUAAACACAAGUCAUCACCAUCAUAUCAUUACAAGUCACCACCGCCACCAUCUUAUAAACACAAGUCACCACCACCUUAUCACUAUAAGUCACCACUUCCUCCAUCUUAUAAACAAAAGUCACCACCACCUUAUCACUAUAAGUCACCACCUCCUCCAUCCUAUAAACACAAGUCAUCACCAUCAUAUAGUUACAAGUCACCACCACCACCCCAUCAUUACAAGUCACCAAAAUAUUACUACAACUCCCCACCUCCUCCUUAUGUCUACAAGUCACCUCCACCUCCCUCUCCAUCUCCACCCCCUCCAUAUAUUUAUAAAUCACCUCCUCCACCGUCUCCAUCACCUCCUCCUCCUUAUGUGUACAAGUCACCACCGCCUCCUUCUCCCUCCCCACCUCCGCCAUACAUCUAUAAAUCACCACCACCUCCCUCUCCAUCUCCUCCUCCACCAUACAUUUACAAGUCACCUCCUCCACCUCCUCCUUACAUUUAUAAAUCCCCACCACCUCCAUUCUGGUCACCUCCUCCACCAUACAUUUACAAGUCACCCCCACCACCUCCCCCGUCUCCAUCGCCUCCACCACCUUACAAAUACAAGUCACCACUACCACCAUCUCCAUCACCACCUCCUCCUUACCUUUAUAAAUCACCGCCACCUCCUUCACCAUCUCCUCCUCCACCAUACAUUUACAAGUCACCUCCACCCCCAUCUCCACCUCCACCUCCGCCUUACAUCUAUAAAUCACCACCACCACCUUACACUUACAAGUCACCACCACCACCCUCGCCCUCACCUCCUCCACCAUACAUUUACAAGUCACCCCCACCACCUUCUCCAUCACCUCCCCCUCCUUACAUUUACAAGUCACCUCCUCCCCCGUCUCCAUCGCCUCCACCACCUUACUUAUACAAGUCACCACCACCUCCUCCUUACCUUUAUAAAUCACCGCCACCUCCCUCACCAUCUCCUCCUCCACCAUACAUUUACAAGUCACCUCCAUCCCCAUCUCCAUCUCCACCUCCGCCUUACAUCUAUAAAUCACCACCACCACCCUCUCCAUCGCCUCCACCACCUUACAUUUAUAAGUCACCACCACCACCCUCGCCCUCACCUCCUCCACCAUACAUUUACAAGUCACCCCCACCACCUUCUCCAUCACCUCCCCCUCCUUACAUUUACAAGUCACCACCUCCCCUGUCCUCAUCGCCUCCACCACCUUACAUUUACAAAUCACCACCACCUCCUUCUCCAUCGCCACCUCCUCCUUACAUUUAUAAAUCACCACCUCCACAGUCACCAUCAUCUCCACCACCAUACAUUUACAAGUCACCUCCUCCACCAUCUCCAUCACCUACCUCUCCUUAUGUCUACAAGUCGCCACCGCCACCUUCUCCAUCGCCACCCCCUCCUUCUCCAUCGCCACCCCCUCCUUACAUUUAUAAAUCACCACCGCCACCCUCAAGGUCACCUCCCCCACCUUAUCUUUACAAGUCACCACCACCUCCAUCUUCAUCACCUCCUCCUCCCUACAUUUAUAAGUCGCCACCACCCCCAUCUCUAUCCUCACUACCUGGCUACAUCUACAAAUCUCCACCUCCACCACCUAUCCGUUAUGUUAAGAAGUCACCACAUUCAACAUCUACAUCUACCCCACCCCCACCAUCAACUGUUCAUUACUAAACUUAAUGAAUUUGUGUUUGCAUUGUGUUGUCAAUUGAUAAGACACAUAAUUGCUACAAGAGAGACUUCUAUCCUGGCGAUAAUUUGUUUUCAUCUCAUCAAUCUAAGAUGGGGCUAGAAAAGUGCUUGAGAAUAAGAGGCUGAUUUCCAGAUUUCAUGCAAUUUUAAGUGUUUUUUUUUUUUUCAUUUUUUUUUUCCAGCUUUGAUGGUUUGAUUAUUUAAAAGUCAUAAACAAUAUAUUACAUGGUAUUUCUUUAUGAGGACCCUUUUUGGUUUCACAAACUGAAACUCGAUGUAAUCAAUUGGACGUACACUACUAUAAUUUAUUCAUCCCCUACAUUUUGUGUUAAGGAGUUGAAGUUUAU
Rosa rugosa (rugosa rose) is the source of this 2270-nucleotide messenger RNA. RefSeq names its product extensin-2-like. Bases 55 to 1905 code for a protein of 616 amino acids. Gene Ontology annotation, molecular function: structural constituent of cell wall. NCBI's taxonomy places the organism in Eukaryota, Viridiplantae, Streptophyta, Magnoliopsida, Rosales, Rosaceae. The record is from RefSeq and is a predicted model, not a curated record. Gene Ontology annotation, biological process: plant-type cell wall organization. The transcript has 2 exons.